CUCCUCAUUUUGGGCUUGACUGCCCACGUGUGGACCCUUAACCCCGAUGACCCAAACGUCUGCAGCCACUGGGAAAGUUAUGCCGUCACUGUUCAGGAGUCUUAUGCUCAUCCGUUUGACCAGAUCUACUACACCAGGUGCACUGAUAUCCUUAACUGGUUCAAGUGCACAAGGCACAGGAUCAGCUAUAAGACAGCUUACCGGCGGGGAGUAAGGACCAUGUAUAGGCGCCGCUCACAGUGUUGUCCUGGUUACUUUGAGAGUGGAGAUUUAUGUGUCCCUCUUUGCACAGAAGAGUGCGUCCACGGCCGCUGUGUGUCCCCAGAUACCUGCCAAUGUGAGCCAGGAUGGGGUGGGCUGGACUGCUCCAGUGGUUGCGAGAGCGACUUCUGGGGACCUCAUUGCAGCAAUCGGUGCCAAUGCCAAAAUGAGGCCAAGUGCAACCCCAUCACUGGGGCGUGCGUCUGCACCGAUGGCUACCAAGGAUGGCGCUGCGAGGAGCUCUGUGAACCCGGUUACUAUGGAAAGGCUUGCCAACUGCCAUGCCAGUGUCUCAAUGGAGCCACCUGUGAUCAUGAAACUGGUGAAUGCAUCUGUGCGCCAGGCUACACGGGUGCCUUCUGUGGAGAACGCUGUCCCUACGGCAGUCAUGGGCCACAGUGUGAGCAAGGGUGUCCCUGCCAGAAUGGAGGCACGUGCCACCACAUCACCGGAGAUUGCUCCUGCCGGGCAGGGUGGACGGGUUCUGUAUGUGGCCAGCCAUGCCCAAUUGGCAAGUACGGCAUCAACUGUAGUAAAGACUGUUCCUGCCGCAAUGGCGGCCUGUGUGACCACAUCACGGGCCAGUGCCAGUGUGCAGCUGGCUUCAGCGGCCGCAGGUGCCAAGAUGACUGUCCUGUGGGCACCUACGGUCCACAGUGUAACCAAAAAUGCGAGUGCCACAACGGAGCCAAGUGCCACCACAUUAAUGGAGCUUGUCUAUGUGAAACUGGCUUUAAAGGGCCAAACUGCCAGGAGAGAUUCUGUCCCACAGGCCUAUAUGGUCUUAUAUGUGACAAGUACUGCCCGUGUAACGCCACCAACACUGUGAGCUGCCACCCGCUUUCUGGAGAAUGUACUUGCACUCCAGGAUGGACAGGAAUUUACUGUAAUGAGACAUGCCCGCCUGGCUACUACGGGGAGGGAUGUAUGCUGCCAUGUAGUUGUACCAAUGGAGCCGACUGCCACCCGAUCAUUGGUACUUGCAUGUGUGCGCCGGGCUUUAUGGGCGAAGACUGCGCAACUGAGUGUCCUCCUGGUUUGUUUGGACCUAGCUGCAUGUCCACUUGCUCCUGCCAUAACCACGCUUCCUGCUCGCCUGUCGACGGAUCCUGCAUGUGUAGGGAAGGCUGGCAAGGGGUAGACUGCACUAUCCUGUGCUCCAGUGGUCUUUGGGGUCUGGCCUGUAAUCAAUCUUGCUUGUGCGCCAACGGUGCUGCAUGUGACCCUGUCGACGGCACCUGUACGUGUUCUCCAGGGUGGAGGGGCGAGCACUGCGAUGAGCCCUGUCCUGACGGCACUUUUGGUCUGGAGUGCAGGGAGCGCUGUGACUGCAGUCACGCGGACAGCUGCGACCCAGUGAGUGGGUAUUGCCGCUGCCACCCAGGCUGGACAGGAAUCCAUUGUGAUAACGUGUGCCCACAAGGCUACUGGGGCAGCAACUGUACGCUCAGCUGCCCGUGUCAGAAUGGAGGCUCCUGCUCUCCUGAGGAUGGAACAUGUGUGUGCGCACCUGGAUUCAGAGGAACUUCCUGCAAAAGAACAUGCUCUCCCGGCUUCUACGGGCACCGCUGCAGCCAAUCAUGCCCGCGAUGUGUGCACAGCACAGGGCCAUGCCAUCAUGUAACUGGCCGCUGUGAGUGUCUGUCCGGCUACUCAGGCCCCUUGUGCAACCAAGUUUGUCCCAGUGGCAGGUAUGGAAGGGCCUGUGCAGAAAUUUGCCGCUGCACCAACAACGGCACCUGUAACCCCAUUGAUGGGUCAUGCCAGUGUUUCCCUGGUUGGAUUGGGCAUGACUGCUCUCAGGCCUGUCCUUCUGACCGCUGGGGCCCAGAUUGCCUCAAUUCAUGCAACUGUCACAAUGGAGCUCAGUGCAGCGCCUACGACGGCGAGUGUAGAUGCGGCCCCGGCUGGACUGGUCUCUACUGCACUCAGCGCUGUCCCUCAGGCUUCUACGGCAGGGAUUGUUCCGAAGUCUGUCGCUGCCAGAACGGCGCCGAGUGCGACCACAUCACGGGCCUGUGCGCGUGUCGAACCGGCUUCAUUGGGACGAGUUGCGAGCAGAAGUGUCCUGCUGGUACAUUUGGAUAUGGCUGUCAGCAGCUGUGUGAGUGCCUGAACAAUGCUACCUGUGACUAUGUAACCGGGACAUGCUACUGCAGCCUGGGAUACAAAGGCAUCCGUUGUGAUCAAGCAUCCCUAAUGAUGGAGGAGCUGAACCCCUAUACUAAGAUUAGUCCGGCCAGAGGGUCGGAACGCCAGUCGGCCGGCGCCGUCAUGGGCAUCAUCUUCCUCCUCCUUAUCAUCAUGGCCAUGCUCAGUCUGUUUGUGUGGUACAGACAGAGGCAGAGGGAGAAAGGACACGAGAUCCAACCAAGUGUGUCAUACUCACAAGCCAUGCAGAUGACCAACACUGACUAUUCUCUCUCUGAGUGUGGCAGCACUGUUGCCAUAAAGACCAGUGCAUCUGAGGUCAAUCCAAAUCCAAGCAGCAGUAGCAGCAGCAGCACCGGGCAGUGCUUCUGUAACCCCAGCUACCACACGGUGGCCCAGUGCAACGUUGUCUCAACCAUCUCCAGCAACCUAGAUGCCACGCUGACCCUCAAAUCCAGCACUCUGAAAAGCCGAAACGGUUCCGACUGGAGAGCCUACUGCAACCUCAAUGAUCUUGAUUUCAUCAAGGGCUCCUUGUGCAACAACAGCCCCUGCUCCCUGAACACUGAGAAUCCCUACGCCACAAUCAGGGACCCGCCUGGGUUGUCGUGCAAGCACACAGAGAGCAGCUAUGUGGAAAUGAAGUCCCCCUCCCACCGCGAAGUGCCCUUCGGGGGCACCGCUACGCUCCUGGGUGGCACAAGGGGGAACAUCUAUGAUGUUGAGCCUACAGUGAGUGUUUUGCAAGGACCCAACGGGAUGGCCACUGGCUUCUCACAGAACCCAUACGAGCGGCCCCGCGGCAGCCACAUCCCAACCCACUAUGACAUUCUGCCUAUGCGCCACAGCCCCACGCACACUUCGCCGCCAUCACACCCGGAGAGCCCCAGCUCCCUCCUUUAG
This is a messenger RNA of Nerophis lumbriciformis (worm pipefish), 3315 nucleotides long. The record is from RefSeq and is a predicted model, not a curated record. Lineage: Eukaryota; Metazoa; Chordata; Actinopteri; Syngnathiformes; Syngnathidae.